This is a messenger RNA of Cooperia oncophora, 234 nucleotides long. NCBI's taxonomy places the organism in Eukaryota, Metazoa, Nematoda, Chromadorea, Rhabditida, Trichostrongylidae. The record is from the annotation of a GenBank genome assembly.
AUGGAGAUUUUGACCAGACUUGAAGAGGCACAUAUCGUUACUCAGCUGGUGACUCGUCAAUCGUUACCGAUCGCAGUGCCAUGGGCCGACCUGGUGGUGUCCGCUGGUGGAGACGGCACGUUUCUCACCGCUGCCGCUGCCGUCACCGACAAAACACCCGUGAUCGGUAUUAACACCGAUCCCGUGGGGUUAGUGUCAUCAGUGUCUAAGGAGCUUUUUAGCAAAAAAUCUUGA